AUGCAGAAUACGAGACAUCAAGGCUAUCGUGGUCGGGUCCGGAGUGGCUGUCUCACUUGCCGAGCUCGCAAAGUCAAAUGCGAUGAGGCCAAGCCCGUCUGCAACAACUGUACGAGAUUACAACGCCAAUGCACAUACAAGCCUCGGAGGGUCUUCCGGCAAACUGCCAGCGCCGACAACUCGCCACCAGGUCAACCAUUAUCACUUCAAUUUGAGGGUAGCCCCCAAGCAUUGGAGGCACAUGACACUAACCAAUCCCACUCAAGUCUGUCACUUACCGAUGAUUAUGAGAACCAAGGAUCAUCGAAGGUGCUCUCGACCGAGAGAACGAACCAAACUCCUUUUUUAUACGAGGGCAGAACAAAUGUCGAUGUUACUGCUUGCUUACAGAAAGCUCUUCAAUACCGAAGUGCAGCCCCUAUCGUGGAUGAGAACUACGAGCGCGAUGAGUCGCCGUUGAACUUGAUAUCACGGGAUAUCGAGCUGACGACUACACUCGACAUCCUCACCCUCCGUACCCAGUCCCCUUAUAUGACGGAACUCUUCCUCGAGACAGUGGAAUGCCCCGGUAUCACACCAUUCGAUCCUCUCAACUGGAAACUCGCCAAACAGCAUAUUGUGCAUCUUGGAAAGUCAUGUCUAGCCAUUUCUUCCGGCAUCACAGCUGUAGCGACUCUAUGCAGUGGACAGGUCUUUGCACUUUCGACGUCUGAGUCCCUCUCCCGCUAUCACCCCGCGAGGAAGAAUGUUGAAGAGCUUCUGGGAGAUGACGAGAAAGACUUUGAAUUUGUUUUAGUGGCAGUCUUUCUGCUGUGCAUGUUUGAGCUGAUUCACUCUGGAGAUAUCACACCUUACCUGAGAGAACCAAGCCGAAUCUUCACACGGAGGCUACAAGCUUGGGCACAAACUCAAACUUCCUACUCGGAGCUUUCCAUGCGCAUAGUAACUUGGCUAAAGAUUCUUUACUCAGCUUCCUUUCGAGGUGGAGCAAUGGGCUUGCUAUCUGAAAGGGUAGUCAGUCUUCUCCCAAAUUUCGCUGGCCCAAUACCAAACCUCCGACCUCCCGUUGACCAAGAGCCAGAGAUAUCCAAUCAUCUUUACGAGGUCUUAAGUGCUCCGAUUUUCGACUUCUACUGCCAACUUCAAACACUGUCCGGAGAGAUUGCCAAACUGUCACUUUACCAUCGUUCACGGACGAAACGCAAAGACCAGCAGGAGGUAGUCGAGCGUAUGGCGACUCUGAAGGCCCGACUUCGAGCACUAUGGGAAAGUCGGUGCCCCACACAGCGUCAGUCCCCGGAGCAUUUGCGCUCCCAAAUAGUUCCCCAGAUCGCAGACAUGAUAUCGAGUCUCGUCAGUAUCUGUGAGGCCGCAUAUCAUGCUGAGUUCAUUGAUGUAGGCAGACAGCUGGGUGACCCGGUAUCCCAGUCGCCAGAUUCGAUAGAAGCAUUGGGCAGGAUUGUGGAGAUUGUGGAAAGCCACUGUAGUAGCGAUGGCGAAGGAAGGUCGAUAGCUAUCAAUGCCGGCUAUUUGAGACCAUUGUUUCUGUGCGCUAUAGAGAGUACAGACAAGGAGCAGACCGACUGGGCAACCGAAAAUCUCGCCAAGAUUCAGAAUCGCGUAUAUCGGGCAGAGUUCUUUUCAGCGUUUGCUAAGGCACUUUCAGAGGCACAAACGCGCAACGACAGGAGGGUCACCUCGAGGUAUUUCUGCAUCUGGUAUUUUGGAAUCACGCCACCAUUUCUGUAG
Molecule: messenger RNA, 1749 nt
Organism: Fusarium verticillioides 7600
Lineage: Eukaryota; Fungi; Ascomycota; Sordariomycetes; Hypocreales; Nectriaceae
Exons: 1
Coding region: 1-1749 (582 amino acids)
Biological process (GO): regulation of DNA-templated transcription
Molecular function (GO): DNA-binding transcription factor activity, RNA polymerase II-specific; zinc ion binding
Source: RefSeq, a predicted model, not a curated record